AACGCUUUCUUAGGUCCUAACUCCUAACCAGUUUAACCCCACAUGGUUAGCUAAAACAGAAACCUACUAACCCACCUCUCCUCUCUUCUUCUUCGUUUCUGGUUCUUGAGAACGGUGGUGGGCGGCCAUGGCGGGUCCUUACCACCCCUACUUCUCUGCUUCAUCAAAACCUUUCUACCCAUACUGGAAGAGAUCAAAUCUAUUCAGCCUAGCCUUAGUCACCGUCCUCUGUUCCCUCGCAUACCUUCUCGGCAUCUGGCAACACAGUGGAGUCUCCCCUGUUUCUCGCCUUACCAAUUCCGUUCCCUGUACUGACAUUAAGGUCAAAACCAAUUCUCCGGCGUUAGAUUUCUCCACCCACCACGCGGCCGAUGACUCUCCGACGACGAUGUUGACGAAGCAUUACCCACCUUGCGAUAUCGGGUACAGCGAAUACACCCCAUGUGAAGAUACCAAACGAUCCUUGGAUUUCGAUAGGGAUAUGUUGGUUUACAGGGAGAGACAUUGUCCGAAGAAAGGUGAAUUGCUUAAGUGUCGUGUGCCGGCGCCGUAUGGUUACAAGUACCCGUUUAAAUGGCCGAUGAGUCGGGACUACGUGUGGUAUGCUAAUGUGCCUCACAAGGAAUUAACGGUGGAGAAGGCGGUUCAGAACUGGAUUCGAUUUGAAGGGGAUCGUUUCAAGUUCCCCGGUGGUGGUACCAUGUUCCCUAACGGCGCUGAUGCUUAUAUUGAUGAUAUCGGCGAGUUGAUCAAUCUCAAGGAUGGAUCCAUUCGAACCGCCAUUGAUACUGGUUGUGGGGUUGCAAGUUGGGGAGCUUACCUUCUAUCACGUAACAUCUUGACAAUGUCGUUUGCACCGAGAGACACCCAUGAAGCUCAGGUGCAAUUCGCGCUUGAGCGAGGUGUUCCUGCGUUGAUCGGAGUGAUUGCUUCCAUCAGACUUCCUUACCCAUCUAGGUCUUUUGACAUGGCUCACUGCUCACGUUGCCUCAUCCCAUGGGGUCAAUAUGAUGGGCUCUACCUAAUUGAAGUGGAUCGGGUUCUCCGACCCGGUGGUUACUGGAUUCUGUCAGGCCCACCCAUCAACUGGAAAAAGCACUGGAAGGGUUGGCAGAGAACACAAGAGGACCUUAAAGCUGAGCAAAAUAAGAUCGAGGCUGUAGCCAAGAGCCUUUGUUGGAAAAAAGUGGUCGAAAAGGGCGACAUUGCCAUCUGGCAAAAACCCACUAACCACAACCAUUGUAAAAAGAUUCGCAAGGCCUUUGGGAAACCCCACUUCUGUCAGGCUUCACAGAGCCCCGACCAGGCUUGGUACACAAAAUUGGAGACUUGCCUAACUUUGCUACCGGAAGUUGCUGACAGUAGCGAAGUCGCCGGAGGUCAGUUGACUAAAUGGCCACAGAGAUUGAAUGCUAUUCCUCCUAGGAUUAGCAGCGGAAGUGUGGCCGGAAUCACGGGAGAAAAGUUUAGAAAAGAUACAGAGCUGUGGUACAGGAGGGUUGGAUAUUAUAAAGCUAUAAACAAUCAACUUGGACAGAAAGGAAGUUGCCGGAACUUGCUUGAUAUGAAUGCUCAAUUGGGAGGGUUUGCAGCUGCUCUCGUUGAUGAUCCAGUGUGGGUCAUGAACGUAGUCCCUGUAGAGUCUAAGAUUGACACACUUGGAGUCAUAUAUGAACGUGGCUUGAUCGGAACUUAUCAAAGCUGGUGCGAAGCCAUGUCUACUUAUCCAAGGACAUACGAUCUUAUUCACGCUGAUUCGGUCUUUAGUCUAUAUGAGAACAGAUGUGAAAUAGAAGAUAUAAUAUUGGAGAUGGACAGAAUACUUAGACCAGAAGGCUCAGUAAUCAUCAGAGAUGAUGUAGAUGUUCUAGUGAAGGUGAAGACUGUGAUAGAUGGCAUGAAUUGGGAUAGUCAAAUAGUUGACCAUGAAGAUGGACCCCAUGUAAGGGAGAAGCUUUUAUUUGCUAUGAAGUUAUAUUGGACAGCUCCUGAGUCUAGCUCAGAUCAGGAGCAGCCCAAGAUAUCUUCUUAGAUUUUACAAUUUUUUUUUUCUCCUCUCCCAUUGUUAUAUGUAGUGUUUCGUUGUCUCAACCUUUACAAAUUCUUUCAAUUCUAUUUUAGUCUAAAUCAUGUUUAGCUGAUAGGGUUGAAAAGAAAUUUGUACAUGGUUCAGGAAGGGAGGUGGGCCCAACUCACCACCAAAGAGGGUUCACUAGAUUUGACCAAAUUACAGGGAGAGUUGGUUAUUUUACUGUUUACUCCCCUAUUUUCUUUUUGGUGUAUGUUUGAUUAAUUAGAUUCCUUUUGGAUGGUCAAUAAAAUAAUUUGGAUAAUUCUUUUAA
Molecule: messenger RNA, 2342 nt
Organism: Macadamia integrifolia
Lineage: Eukaryota; Viridiplantae; Streptophyta; Magnoliopsida; Proteales; Proteaceae
Product: probable methyltransferase PMT15
Exons: 6
Coding region: 128-2032 (634 amino acids)
Cellular component (GO): trans-Golgi network; endosome; cytoplasm
Molecular function (GO): methyltransferase activity
Source: RefSeq, a predicted model, not a curated record